AUAAAGCGACUACGGUUUCGAGCGACUUUCAAUUUUCGUCCGUCAGCCAAAGCUCGAACAGACGUCCACCUGUUCCUCCGCGAUUACGCAUAUUUUCUUUGUUAUUGCAACGUGUGUAUCCUCGUAAUACUCAUGUCUUUGGAACGUGCCGUUCGCGCUAAACUCGCUUCCAAGCGAGACCCCCAACAAGAAAAGGAAGCCCAGGAAUGGAUGGAAGCAGUGUUGGGAUAUAAAUUCCCCAAAGGUUUUCCAUUGGAAGAAUACAUCAAAGAUGGCCAAGUACUGUGCAAACUCAUCAACACCAUUAGCCCCGGAAGUGUAACCAAAUACAACACUACCGGUGGACAAUUCAAAAUGAUGGAAAACAUUAACAUUUUCCAAAAGGCCAUCAAAGCAUACGGAGUCGCCGACAUUGACGUUUUUCAGACCGUCGACCUGUGGGAGUGCAAGGACUUCUCCCAAGUCAUAAUGACGUUGUACGCUCUGGGCCGUGAGACGUACAGACACGCGGAAUGGAAAGGACCUUACUUGGGACCAAAACCUUCCGAGGAAGCUAAACGUGAAUUCUCCGAGGAAACACUUAAGGCCGGUCAAACCAUCAUCGGGUUACAGGCUGGACAAAACAAGGGCGCCACGCAAGCGGGCCAAAACAUUGGCGCUGGCAGGAAGAUCAUCAUCGGCAAAUAAUUACACUACACGAGUUAAUAUAAUAUAAUAUAAUAAUAAUAAUUGAUAUGAUAUAUUAUGUUAUGUACACACAUUUAUAAAUAGAGUAAUGCGUUGCGAUUUAUCAUCUGCAAGUCGAGGUGUAGGUCGUUGAAAGCGGUUAUUAUACUACUAUUGUUAUUAUGGUGUGUGUGUCGUAUUAUCGUAAUUAUUAUUAAAAUAAUAUUAUCUGAGCGGUAUGUGUGUAAAUGGUUUUAAAAUAACGCAUGAAUUAUGUCCCAUUAUAUAUUAUAUUGUUUCCACGCGGCAUUAUUAUUAAAUAUCCUACUUGUUUUUUUUUUUCGAUAACCGUUUUUUUACCUAUAUAUUAUAUAUUAUAUUUAUCUUGAAUUAAAAUAUAUAUAUAUAAUAAAACAAAAGACGAUCAUUAUAAA
Rhopalosiphum padi (bird cherry-oat aphid) is the source of this 1100-nucleotide messenger RNA. RefSeq names its product muscle-specific protein 20 (gene Mp20). Gene Ontology annotation, molecular function: protein binding. The coding region runs from base 133 to 687 and encodes 184 amino acids. The transcript is spliced from 4 exons. NCBI's taxonomy places the organism in Eukaryota, Metazoa, Arthropoda, Insecta, Hemiptera, Aphididae. The record is from RefSeq and is a predicted model, not a curated record.